Messenger RNA from Sclerotinia trifoliorum, 2322 nucleotides. The record is from the annotation of a GenBank genome assembly. Lineage: Eukaryota; Fungi; Ascomycota; Leotiomycetes; Helotiales; Sclerotiniaceae.
GGAGUAUUCUUCCAUCCUCUCCUUACUAGUUUUCUAAACUUACCGAAGUGCCCUUCUAUUUCAUUUUCCUUUCCUCUUAAAAUCAUUAUGCUGAUCUCAUUACAUGAGCUUCCACUAAGUCUUCUCUCCACAUCGCUCCAUCCUCUACUUAUUUCCCAAUUCGUAGCCCUUUUAUAGAGAUGUUUGCCUUUGGUAGAUCUGCAUUCUCCCAAAUUUAACUUUACUCUGGUGUCAAAAAUGGGCUUCGACUAUGCCUUAGUGUUAGUACAUUAAUCUCAAUAUUCCCUGAUGGAGCUGACGAUUGAUUAAGUCAUCUCAAAUAUACCAUUCCACCGGCCAUCACCCUGACAUUCGUUUAUCGACCUUUCCUUCAACGUAUAGAUAUCUAUAAGAUACUGUUUCUCAUAUCUAUUGCUGUCGUUUCUACAAUCCCUUGGGAUUCAUAUCUCAUCCACCGGAAAAUAUGGACAUACCCAUCCAAUGUGAUUGUUGGCCCCAAGCUGUUUUCAAUUCCUGCUGAAGAGCUAUUCUUUUUUGUGAUACAGACAUACAAUACCACUCUCCUCUACUUGCUAUUAAGCAAACCAAUCUUUCAUUCGACCUACCUUUGGUCGUGGGAUGGUUUGGGUGAUAGGCAACGGAGUCCUUGGAGUCUGCACCUUCAUCCUAAGACUGCAAGGAAAUUGGGUCAGCUAAUCCUUAUAUCUCUCAUUACAAUCGGAGUCCUUCUCAUUGUGCAAAACGGAAAGGGCACAUAUCUAGGAUUGAUUUUGACUUGGGCGGGACCAUUCGCACUACUGUUAUGGAGCCUAUCCUACGAGUUUUUGAUCAGACUACCCUAUUCGACUACUCUAUUGCCAAUUACUUUACCCACCUUAUAUUUAUGGGUAGUAGAUACUUUGGCACUGAAGAGAGGCACGUGGACAAUUGAGACAGGGACGAAAUUAGGUCUGCAAUUAUGGGAUGGACUUGACAUCGAAGAAGCCGUGUUUUUUCUCGCAACCAACAUACUUAUUGUGUUUGGUCUUGUCGCUUUCGAUCAUGCACUGGCUAUUUUGUUUACAUUUCCAACAUUGUUUCCGAGCGUUCCUGUAUACCCCUCCCCAAGAAUGCUUGUGCGCGCCCUUACAACAGACACAUGCAAGUACGAUACGUAUCGGAUAAGGGGUAUUCAAGAAGCUGUGAACAGGUUAAAGAGAAAGAGCAGGAGUUUCUAUUUGGCCAGCUCGGUCUUUCACGGUCGUCUUCGAAUUGACUUGAUUUUAUUGUAUGUAUAGCAUAGAUAUCCUAACCGUUUCUUCCAAUCUUUACUGAUGUGGUCUAGAUACUCAUUUUGCAGAGUCGCCGAUGACCUUGUUGAUGAUGCGAAUACUGACUCUGAGGCUCGAGAAUGGAUUACUAAACUCACACGCUACCUUGACCUGGUUUACGCACCAAAGGAAACCAUCAACGUGACUGACCCGUUGCGGCCCCGCCUUAAUACAUACAUUCAGGAUAGCUUCCCGCCAUCUUCAUAUUGGGCACUUCGGUUUCUACCGACUCACAUUCUGUCAUCUGCGCCUUUGUACGAGUUACUAGCAGGAUUCAAGACGGAUUUGGAAUUUCAUCAAGCGGAUUCUUCCAACGAGGCCAGAGGAUUUCCCAUUCAAAAUGAAGAUGAUCUCAUUGCAUACAGUGCAAGAGUUGCUGGGACGGUAGCUGAAAUGUGCUUGGAAUUAAUUUUUCACCAUACUUCAACUGCUAUUCUAUCUCAUCAACGUAACGAUCUUAUCCACGCUGGCGCACGGAUGGGAAUAGCUCUACAGUAUAUCAACAUUUGUAGAGAUGUGACAGUGGAUGCUGGGAUUGGAAGAGUAUAUCUUCCCGCUUCAUGGCUCGAGAAAGAAAGCUUGAAACCUCAACAGAUUGUGAACAACCCUACUGGGCCAGUUAUCGUCAAACUACGGGAAAGGUUACUAGAAAAGGCUUUUGCCAUCUAUCGGGAGGCUCGCCCUGCCAUUGAAAAGAUUCCAGGAGAUGCCAAGGUAUCAAUGAGAGUUGUUGUUGAGAGUUAUGUUGAGAUAGGAAGAGUGAUGAGAGAACGAGAAUGUAAAAUUACCCAAGGUCGGGCUACAGUACCGAAACUGAGGCGUAUUGGAGUUGUUUGGAAAGCUUUGAACCAGCGUUGACUCUUUUUGAGAUACCAUUAGCACUGUUGUUGUCCAGCAUACAUACCAUCUAGAGAUACAAUACGAGGAAUUGCGAAUCGAGGAUGACUGGAGCUCUGUGGCUGCUGACUGUAAUAUAUAUGAAAGCUAUGAAGUAGAUAAAAUAGGAAGAGUA